This is a messenger RNA of Dovyalis caffra, 690 nucleotides long. Lineage: Eukaryota; Viridiplantae; Streptophyta; Magnoliopsida; Malpighiales; Salicaceae. The record is from the annotation of a GenBank genome assembly.
AUGGCACUGCCGGAUUUCAAUGCUCUCAGAGACUUGCAUAACUCUGCCAAUGACCUUCUCCAUUCACCAGAAAUCCAACAAGUUCUUGUCAACCAGAAACAAGAAAAAUGGCUUCACGAAGUCUCAGAGGCAUCUCUAAGAAUGUUGGACGUGUGUGGGAUUUCUAAGGAUGUUCUUUUGCUUGUCAAAGAACGUCUUUUAGACUUGCAAUUCACAUUACGUAGAAAAAGAGUUAGCAAGCCAGAUAUUAGCACCAAACUUGCAGCCUAUAAUCUCUACAGAAAGAAGCUAAAGAAAGAGACAUUGAAAUGCCUGAAAUCACUGAAGGGAAUGAAAGGCAAAUCUAUAACUUCAGAUGUCUCAAAUGUAGAUAACAACGUUAUGGUGGUUGUUGAAGUACUUAGAGAAGUGAGAGUCACUACCAUCACCAUUGUUGAGUCUUUGUUGUCUCUCAUUUCCAUUCCAUGGCUGGACCAAGGAUCAAGCAAAGGGUCUUUUAUGAGGUCAACGUUUUUGCGAAGUGGCCAGAGUCUGUGUGAUUUUUGCGAUGAAACAGCACUUCAUAGCGCAAACAAAAGAUUGCAGGCAGUGGAGAUUGCGGUUGAAGAUCUUGAGGUUGAAUUACAGUGCAUGUUUAGGCGGUUGAUCCAGACUAGGGUUUUGCUUCUUAACAUACUUACUCCCAAUUAA